UUACUCCCGGGGAUGGUCAGUCUUUUCUCGGCCGCGACACAGUAUCUAGCUGCGAUAACUUGAUUCUCAGUGCAGAAACGGGUGCAUAUUAGUGCAUAGAAAGCAAAAUGUGUGACGAUGAUGCAGGAGCGCUUGUUGUUGACAAUGGAUCUGGAAUGUGCAAGGCCGGCUUCGCGGGAGACGAUGCUCCGCGUGCCGUCUUUCCGUCGAUCGUCGGUCGCCCUCGCCACCAGGGUGUAAUGGUCGGUAUGGGUCAGAAGGACUCGUAUGUCGGUGAUGAAGCUCAAUCGAAACGUGGCAUCCUCACGCUGAAAUAUCCCAUCGAACAUGGCAUCAUUACCAAUUGGGACGAUAUGGAGAAGAUCUGGCAUCACACUUUCUACAAUGAGCUUCGAGUGGCUCCUGAAGAGCAUCCAGUGCUGCUGACGGAAGCUCCGCUCAAUCCAAAAGCUAAUCGCGAGAAAAUGGCACAGAUUAUGUUUGAAACGUUCAACACCCCAGCAGUGUACGUAGCCAUCCAGGCAGUACUUUCUCUGUACGCUUCCGGUCGCACCACUGGCAUUGUUUCUGAUUCUGGUGAUGGUGUGUCCCACUGCGUUCCCAUUUUUGAAGGUUAUGCUCUGGCGCACGCUAUUCUCCGUUUGGAUAUGGCUGGUCGUGACUUGACCGACUACCUGAUGAAGAUUAUGACCGAGCGAGGAUACUCCUUUACCACCACCGCUGAGCGGGAAAUUGUUCGCGAUAUCAAGGAAAAACUAUGUUACGUUGCUCUGGACUACGAACAAGAGUCCUUGGCUGCUUCGUCAUCUUCAUCGCUGGAGAAGUCGUAUGAACUCCCGGACGGUCAGGUCAUUACCAUCGGUGCUGAACGCUUCCGCUGUCCAGAAGCUCUCUUUCAACCGUCUUUCCUGGGCAUGGAAACUGCCGGCGUACACGAAACUGUUUAUAGUGCAAUCAUGCGUUGUGAUGUAGAUAUUCGUAAGGACUUGUACGCUAAUAUUGUCUUAUCCGGUGGAACUACAAUGUAUCCUGGUAUUGCUGAUCGUAUGCAGAAGGAGAUUACCGCCCUCGCUCCGACCACCAUCAAGAUCAAAAUUAUCGCCCCACCGGAACGAAAAUAUUCAGUCUGGAUAGGAGGAUCUAUCUUGGCUUCGCUGUCCACCUUCCAAUCGAUGUGGAUUUCCAAGCAGGAAUAUGACGAAUCUGGUCCAUCAAUUGUGCAUCGAAAAUGUUUCUGAGGGUGCAAAUGGCAUCAAGUUAUCGUAUUUUCUAUUACAAAAGCAAUUUUGAUAUUCACGUGCAUUAUGAUUAGUCACGUUUUUGGUACCGACAAUACUGUAUUUAUUGCAUAUCUUUUGAUGCUUCAAUAAAAUAUAUUUAAAAGUUA
Molecule: messenger RNA, 1387 nt
Organism: Aedes albopictus (Asian tiger mosquito)
Lineage: Eukaryota; Metazoa; Arthropoda; Insecta; Diptera; Culicidae
Product: actin, muscle-type A2-like
Exons: 2
Coding region: 108-1238 (376 amino acids)
Biological process (GO): mitotic cytokinesis
Source: RefSeq, a predicted model, not a curated record